Molecule: messenger RNA, 1318 nt
Organism: Lingula anatina
Lineage: Eukaryota; Metazoa; Brachiopoda; Lingulata; Lingulida; Lingulidae
Product: sorting nexin-13
Cellular component (GO): early endosome
Molecular function (GO): phosphatidylinositol binding
Source: RefSeq, a predicted model, not a curated record
UGACAAACAUGGCCGAUGCGGAAAAAUAUUCAUGACAGCAGCAGAGACAAAACACCAGGUUGCAUUGUUUCCCCCAAGUUGAGCCAUGUCUUCCCCAGUCUCUACAGAAAAGCCACCUGCAGCUCCAACCCCCAUAGCCAGUGGCAUGGCGAGCAGUGUGUGGGGCUGGGCAGUGCUAGGAGGGACUCUGUAUUUUACUACCUUUGGCCUGACUGGAGGAAUAUGUGUGAUAUUGUAUGUACUGGCAUUUGUUGCAGGUUGUUUGACCAUAGCAUACUACAUUGGCAGGAAGCAGUCCAUUGUCAUGUUGGAAUAUGGCCAGCCAAGUUUUGGAUAUCCAAGAAGAGGAAUACCCAAGUUGGUGAAGGAGGUGACCACUAUUAAGCCAGUCCCAAAAGUUGACAAGCGUCUCACAGGAUCCAAUGUCAUAGAUGAAGCACUGCAGGAGGUACUAGAGUACACAUUUCGUGACUAUAUCCAUGUGUGGUACCAGAGACUCAGUGACCACGAGGGAUUUAAGUACGACAUGAGGCAAACCAUACAAAAAGUUGUCAUAGCUUUUUCAAGCAGGACCAAAGAGAUUGACUGGGUGCCCUACCUGACCACAAGACUUGUAGACGACUUCACAUCUCAUGUUAGAAUGUUUAGAAAAGCCAAAGAAAAGAUGAAGGCAAAAGACAAGGAUGGUAAAUACACAGAGGAGGAACUAAUGGAAGCAUUCUUUGACCAGGAGGCAAAGCAUGAAGUUAAAAAAGACUGUAACUCAGUACAUAUCUGCAGAGACAUGAUAUGCCUAAAGAAAGAAAGUGAGAUACAAUUCCUGCAGGAUUUGAGUGAAGUGCUGCUAUUUUUGCUGCUGCCUCCAGAAGAUUAUCAUAACAAGCCAUUCCGUUACAUUUGUAGGGAAGUAAUGGUCAAUGGAGUGUUCAUUCCCAGCAUAGAUCUACUGUCUGACCCAGACUACAUUAACCAGUAUAUUGCAUGGAUGUGCAAAGAAGACACCCUGACCAAAGAAGCAUUCCUCACUGUUCUGAAGACUUCAGACACCAUAGAGGAACUCCAAGCUGUCAGAGAGAAGGUGGACUUAGAUAUUGCUAAAUAUAGGGCCAGAGACACAGGUGGCAGUGAGGACACAGAAAUCAAGCGUCAGCUCAGUAGUCUGCAGUAUGUGAAGGCGACAUGUGACAAACAGAUAGCGCGACUACGAGGAGACCUGGACGAGGUGGAUGCAGGUGACGCACUAGGAGCGUUGAGUAUCAAGUAUCUCAGUAUCAAGUAUCUCAGUAUCAAGUAUCUCAGUAUCAAGCCAAAUGGUUAA